Caenorhabditis remanei is the source of this 546-nucleotide messenger RNA. RefSeq lists its product as uncharacterized. The transcript has 4 exons. The record is from RefSeq and is a predicted model, not a curated record. Bases 1 to 546 code for a protein of 181 amino acids. NCBI's taxonomy places the organism in Eukaryota, Metazoa, Nematoda, Chromadorea, Rhabditida, Rhabditidae.
AUGAUCCACGAUUGGCUCUCGAGAAUCCGAUAUAAAAGACGCACUAUGCCGACUGAACGAUCAAUAUCUACAGCCACUACAUCCACUACAGUUGAUUCUACUUCAACAUUCCAAGACAGUCGAAAAAUCGAAAUAAGCCGAGAAGCAAAUGAAGCUGCUAUCAAAAUAAUCAAUUAUAAAAUCGAACGAUGCAAUGACUAUUGUGAUGAAGACGCUCCAGAUUCUGAACGAUGCGGAUGUUGUGGAAGGAUGAAGGGAAAAUUCAUUGGAGAUGGUUGUCUACACUACCUUCUUUGUAGAAUGUGUUGCUAUAGAAUGAUUUUGAAAUCGCUGAAGAACUAUCAAGAUGGACCUCUGAAUGCCGAAUGUCCAGCAUGUGUUCGCACGAUAUCCACGUUGACUCGUGUCAAACGGAGUCAGACAGCCGAAGGAAACGAAGAAAACCUCCCAAUACCCGAAAAAUCGAUCUCCAUUCGUGACUUUACAAAGGAACUUGGACUAAAGGGACUCACCAACAAUGCAUACGAAUCCUCUGGAUCUCUAUAG